AUGACGACGCGAGACGAACUUAUUGAAGAACUGACAAACGGCACAGGCGGUCUGGAGGGACUUUUUGAGCGAAAGCGGUCCAGCAUCAACAUGUUAACGGAUCCCCGUGUGUUGGCUCACCUGCGAACGGUACACCUGCAAGCACAGGCAGAUAACGAAUCUCCGACGACCGACGAUCAAGAGGAGACUGUCAAAUUAGAUGGAUUGGCGGAUAAAAUCGCCAGUUUUAACAGACGAAACCAUCUCGGUGCCUUUCAGAUAACUCUAAACGAAGGACUCAGCUAUGAAGGAGCUUUGCGAUUUUACUUGGAAGACGCGAAUGAAGAUCGCCAGGCCAGUAAAGCAGUUAAACUCGACAAUGAAACCACCGUGGGAGAACUAAUUCCAGUGUUAAUAGAGAAAUUCAAUCUUCAGAAACAAUUGCUAGAAGAACCGGCGAGAAAACGGGCUUUGUAUCAAGUCAUUGGCCGAGAUGAGAUUUUACUUGACAAAGAAGAAUGUCCAUUGGAUAUUGCUCUGAACUCCCGAGUGACUCCUCGAUUUGUCUUUCGUAUGGACCCUCAUCGCAAUAGUCCUGUCACCCACCCUGAGACUGUCCCCACACCAAGCCCUUCAAAUAAACGCCGCAGCCUGUUCACAAAAUUCCAAAACAUAAAAAACACUAUGAGUGAGAACAAUAUGGCUCAGAAUAGCCUCCGGGUUUGCCAUUCCGCUGAACUGCUCACCAAUGGCAUGGACUGCAAUCUCACGGACGACUCAAGCAUAAGUAGUGACCUGAGUAGCAGCAUAUCAAGUUCUAGCAUGACGGGAAAGAAAGAAAACAAAGAUAGAAUAGCCAUGACAAACGUUCAAAAUGGUGGCGCCACUGGUUUGCUCAUCAAUGCUAAUCUGCCACAAAAUAGAAAGAAUGGCAAAAACAAGACAACCCGUCAACCUGCUCGAAAUAAAGCAAAGAAAAAUAUGAAAUCUUCGUCAUCUAUGGCGCUCAUGUUUCAAAGAAGAUUCAGUCUACGUAAGCGAGAUAAAGACGAACCUGUUACGUCGAUGAAUGUGGAAUUGUCCACUGAGACGGCAACACCUGGUGUAUUAAAAAUCUAUGGUGAUCAAAUUCGGCCCGGAGCUGAGUAUAAAAGUGUACUGGCAUCAAUGAGAUCUUCGGCUGUUGAACUUGUCAAGGAGGUGCUAGAAAGGUACGGUCUCGCAAGAACUUCAUACAAGGAAUACGUUCUUUGCGAUGUGAUUGGCAAGUUUGUGAAAUCUGAAGAAAAAGGACAACGUUGGCAGAUGGAGUGUGUGCGAGUUGUUGAAGACAAUGAGAAGCCUUUAGUUUUGCAGUCAUUCUGGAAACCCGGGGAAGGUUUGUCGCGAAGGUUUGAAGUGCGAAACCGAUCCUUGGUUGCAGAGGAACUUGGUGAAAUUGACACUAUUACAUCUGGUAUUAAUGCGAAUGCAAGGCGUUUACAGCUAUCACGAGUGAAACUAAACCGUAGUGGGAGCACAGAUGCAUUGUUGGAUUGCUUGGAUAGCGAGGACCAUCAAGAUUCAAUAAGCUCCACAACAGACAAUGACUCUUUCGAUAAAAGCUCUUUACAACAAUUAGAACCAGAGGAGACAGAGAGUAAUGACGAACCAGCGGCGUUUUACAACAUAAAACCUCCGAUAGACUUUCCGUAUUUAUUGACAAUUCGGGGUUUCUCGCCUAAUAAUGAUCUCUUGCUUUAUGUGCUGAAUGAACAAGUAAGUAUGGUUGGCAAAAUACAAGAGGGUAUGAAGGAAGCCAACAAACCAGAUAUACAAUUAGCGGCACCCGAUGUCUUGUCGCAACACUGUUGGGUUUCGAAGAAGCCAGCCAAUAGGAACUACAGGGUCAGGGACAAUCCUGAAGACUGCGACAUGAUGGUUUCUGUAGAUCCUCUUCCGAAUGCCAAGGUCACCAUUAAUGGAGUCGCGAUCACUAAGGAAACCGAACUGAAACCGGGUGAUUUAGUCGCUAUUGGACACCAUUAUGUUUUUCUCUUCAAGGACCCGACAAUAAUGAGGGAAAUCCCGCAGAACUUGGCGUGGUUGAACUUUCAAUCAUCGUCACAAAUCCAGGAAUUAAGUAAUGUUGAAAUGCUUGUGAAUCUUCGAGAAACUUUCAAUGAACACCUCCGAAAGAAAUCCCAGGAAUACGACAAAAAUGACGACAGGCUUAAGAUAGUGUACAGUGCCAUGGAAGAGGAUGACCUAUUGGAAAAAAUUACAUUUCUGUUAGAUAUUGACAGUACUGAUGUAUUCAAAUUAACACCUGCCUACUUAAUAUGCAUGUGUGUUGAAUAUUCAGCAUAUCAUUGUGACCAAUCAGCAACCAGGAAAUUACUACUCAAGAUAUCAGUAUUAGUACAGAGCAUAGCAUGGGAUAAAACAAAGGAAAUUGCCAACAAGCAGCCUUCUAGACCCAAUGACGCUGUGAUGUCCAUGAAAGAGCUGUUCUCAGAUCUACAGGGCAUACUCUUCUGGAUGGCAAAUGCCUUAGAAAUGCUCAAUCACUUCCAGAAUUGCUUAAACGAUUAUCUAAUGAGUCCAGAAGAAGGUUUACCUCCUGGAUCACGGUCAUCGCUAGCAACGGCAGACGAUGAAGUUCUCUCAGUUUUGGAAGAAGUGGUUAUGUACACAUUUCAACAGACUGUCUACUACCUCACUAAGACACUCUACGUAGCACUGCCAGCUGUUUUGGAUACCAAUCCAUUCACAGAUGAAGAUGAGACUAAAGAUGAGAGCAAAGAUGGAGUAGAGAGCAUCAUCAGUAUCUUCCAGUCAACCUUUGACCUUGUACAUAAUUUACAUGUACAUCCCCAAAUCAUUCAUCAGUUAUUUGCAUAUUUAUUCUUCUUCACCAACGCAUCAUUAUUUAACAUGUUGAUGGAGCGAGGAACUGGUGGCAAAUUCUACAAAUGGUCAAAAGGAGUUCAAAUUCGCGGUAAUCUUGACCUGAUUGAAUCAUGGACACAGGAACACGGGUUACAUGAUGAGGCAGCUAGCUUCUUGAAAACAUUAUCCACAGCGUCUGGUCUCCUAGCAACACCCAAAGUACAACUCUUACAUAUGGACUGGAGUUGCAUCAGAAGGGAGUACCCAGCGUUAAAUGCAGCCCAAGUACAGCAGAUAUUGAGUGAAUAUCACUUAGGUUCCAAUAAAACAAGACCUAGAGGCUGGUUUCCACCACCGGAAGAAGUAGAACCAGCUUUACGAACAAAUUAUGAAAUCAAUGAGGACUGCAUGCAGGACUAUCUUGUGGAAGGUGGUGAAAUUUUAGAAAGCUUUAAUAAUCAUCCUCCACUGGUGUUGCCUAAUGCUGAUUUUAUGAUGGAUUUAAAUAAACGAGUUACACAAGCAUCAUUUUAUGACAGUCUGCAGUCAUUGGCUGAUGACCUUACAAGUGUCACCAUCUAUACAGGGAAUAGUCCAGUUACUGAACCACAGGAGUCUGCCGACAAAGUGAUGGCUAAUCUGGUGAGAAAAGAACUGGCAGAGAAUGAUGCUAUCUCGGUCAAGAUGAAGAACAAAAUUAAUGAUGUCUCUGCUGUAAAUAGACACUAUAAUAAACCUUUUGAUGAUUGUCGCCGUCAUUCCACGAACAGUUACACUGAAAAUCAAUGUGGCACAGAAAACAAUAAUAACAUGGGAUCAAACUUGUACAUUAAACAAGUAAUGUCUCCUGAAAGUCAAGUUAGAUUAAAUACACAUGGUGUUCAAAAAACUGUGAAAUUUAACACUCAAGCAAACCAGUAUCAGUCUCUGCCACCUACUUACAUUGGGCAGAAAAAACAAUCUUACGGCUCUUCAUACAAGCCACCAGUACCCAUGCAUAGUUACCAAGGGAGCCAAAGCCCUAGUAACCAAGAUUUUAAAUAUGAAGUGUCAUGGAGACAGGAAGAUGGUCAUUAUGAAAUAAAACGUGUGGAGAACACUGUUUCAAGUCCCCAUAGAAAUCAACAAGUAUUUGUUUAUUCGCAAGGUUGCUCAGAGUUUAAUCUGGAUGAUCCCCAGCACUUGGUGCACAUUGUUAAAGUCCACCAUGAUUAUGAUGAACCAUAUGAAACGGAUGAUGAGAACUGUGACGAUAACGUAGAAAAUGAUGCUAAUCACACCGCAUCAGCUUGCCAAGAACUCACAGUCAAACAGAUAAAUGCUGAAACCAUUGCAACUGAUCAUAACACUGAUAGUGCCAUUCCAGUUGUUGCUAUCACCCCACCAGACACUGAAAAAACAAUGUUGCCAUCAAAACCCAAACUGUCGGACUCGCAGUUGCAAUCCCAGUCGCAGCUGAAACAGCAAAUACAUCAGUUUCUGAAGCAACAGCAACAGAGAAAACAACAGAUGCAGCAAAAACAGUGCCAACAAUUACAAUCGUCUCCAUCUGCGACAGGCAGCCCUGAACUACUGACAGUAUGCAAUAAUCAACAGCCUACAUCUCCGACUCAUUCCCCCUCACCCCCCACCUACUCACCUCCUCCCCCGCCUGCCAGUACAUCAUCCACCAAGCCUACAGUAUCGAGAAAUGUGCAAUAUAAAUUGGAGGGUAACUCAGAUUACAUAGAGCCGCUGUCGUUGAAUGAUAUGGAGAAGCUCGUGGAGGAUGUUACCAGAGUUACUGAGUCCGAAAUGGACCUGUUAUUGCAUCGAAAUACGAUGUUGCAAUCUCCAAAACAGUGUCUAGAAAGCAUGGAAAGAUUAAGAGAAACAGACGAUGGUCAGGAAGAUGUAUUCGUAGUGGAUUUGGUCAAAGAAGAUAACGGCAUUGGAUUAGGACUUAUUGAUGGACUGUAUACUCCUUUGCGAUCAGCUGGUAUCUACGUACGUACACUGCUACCCAAAGGUGCGGCUGCCAGAGAUGGUAGACUCAGACUUGGAGAUAGAAUACUAGCAGUCAAUGGUACUAGUCUAGUUGGUGCCGAUUAUCAGAGUGCCAUGCAGUUGAUAAGAAAUGCAGGUCCAAGAUUACGAUUCAUGGUUGCAAAGUCUGAUGUUUCCAUGGCAGCCAAGAUAACUGCAUCAACUACGUGUUAAUUCCAAACAUGAAGCCUGAAAUAUCUAAAACCUCUAAUGCCACUUUGUAAUAAAGCCAACAAAAAUAGUUUAUUUGUUUCUUUUCAUC
Molecule: messenger RNA, 5137 nt
Organism: Saccoglossus kowalevskii
Lineage: Eukaryota; Metazoa; Hemichordata; Enteropneusta; Harrimaniidae
Product: ras-associating and dilute domain-containing protein-like
Biological process (GO): signal transduction
Molecular function (GO): GTPase binding
Source: RefSeq, a predicted model, not a curated record